GAGAAGAACCGGCUGCUUACACCGGCCGACAAACAACAAGACAUCGCCUUCUAUCAAGACCAACGCGGAGAAAGAAAAGCGUUCAUGAGUGGUAACGAUAAGAUUUUUGCCGCUAAGAAGAGAAAGCAGGAGGAACGAGUCGAGAAGCCAAGGUCGAAACAGGGAAGGUUCGCAGUCUGUGAACCAAGCAGCAGUGAUUCGAGACCUCAAACCUCUGUGGUGGCUGACACCCCAACGGAAGUAGAAAUGGAGAAAAAGGACGCAGUGAUACAACCUGGCAGGUACACAUCAAAGCACCCUUAUGUGACGGUUCAGCUUCCACGUCGCAUUCUCCAAGAGCCAGCAUUAAAGGAACUCGCUGACCGUCUUCGGAUAUCCAAUAACGAAAUAGUUUCGGUGGUUGCAGCAGUGCUGCGCUCUGCUAACCCGCCAGGCGAUCUGUCUGAGUUCCGGAUCUCGAGAGAGACUGCGAGACGGGCGCGAGCUUCACACCGUCGUCAGGUAGCUGCCGCACAAAGGGAAGCCUUCACGCCUCCACCACAUGCAGUGGUGCACUGGGAUGGUAAGCUGGUUAAGAACGUCGUGGGAGAAGAACACCGACAGGCCAUCUUCAUCUCAGGGCGCGGCCAUGAGGAAGGGAAGCUGCUUGCUGUCUUGCCAGUGAAGGACGGCACUGGCCUGACCCAGGCACGCGCAACAGCUCGUGCUAUCGAGGACUGGAGCUGCGCUUCAAACGUAAAGGCACUGUGCUAUGAUACAACGUCGUCCAACACAGGGCGAGUCCAAGGUGCGGUUGUCCAUCUGGAGGCGCUGCUGGAAAAACAGCUGUUGAGGCUUGGGUGCAGACACCACGUCAUGGAACUGGUGGUGAGAGCCGCUGCCAGCAACAUCUUCGGCAAAACAUCGGCCCCUACGGACCCUCUCUUCCAGACUCUUAAGAAAAGGUGGAGUCAACUAGAUCACUCUCAGUAUCUCAGGCUGGACAUUGCAAAUCUACCAGAGUCUGACUGGCUCAGUCACCUCUGACAUAGGACCGUUAGCUACCUGCUGACCGUCACAGAAUGGGCCAGAGAGGAUUACCGAGAAGCGGCAGAACUAACGCUCCUCGUCCUCGGUGUGAAUCCUCCGCGCGGCACGCACUUUCUGCGUCCAGGCGCAUGUCACCACGCUCGCUGGAUGGCGAAGAUCAUAUAUUACCUCAAGAUUUACAUGUUUAGCCACCAGCUAGAGCUCAGCAGUGACCUGUGCGUCAAGCUGCAGAGGAUGGCGAUCUUUGAGUCUCUGCUGUACACACCGGCGUGGCUGAAAUCACCAGUAGCUAAGGAUGCGCCUGUGAAUGACCUGCAACUGCAUCACGAACUCCUCCGCUACAGGGCCGUGGACUGUGAGGUGGCUGAUGCGGCGCUGGCGAUCGCGAGCCGCCACCUGUGGUAUCUAAGGCCACAGACCGUCGUUCUGUCGCUGUGCAGCGAGAAGUUGAGUGUGGCAGAGAAAAAGGAGAUGGCGACCAAAUUGAGCUGCCUAGAAGAAACGAACGACUACGCCAACGGCAACUUGGUCAUCCAACAGACUACACGGCUUUCCGACCUGAUAGAUGAACGUUCAUGGAUGAUCUUCAAGGAGCAUCAUGUGUGCGGCACAGCAUGGCUGAAGUCACCGGUGGAAGACUGGGAGAAAAACGAAGAGUUCAUGAAGCUGAAAGAUUUCUCCAG
Molecule: messenger RNA, 1712 nt
Organism: Homarus americanus (American lobster)
Lineage: Eukaryota; Metazoa; Arthropoda; Malacostraca; Decapoda; Nephropidae
Exons: 3
Coding region: 85-1026 (313 amino acids)
Source: RefSeq, a predicted model, not a curated record